This is a messenger RNA of Stylophora pistillata, 2303 nucleotides long. RefSeq names its product TNF receptor-associated factor 6-like. Gene Ontology annotation, biological process: regulation of canonical NF-kappaB signal transduction. NCBI's taxonomy places the organism in Eukaryota, Metazoa, Cnidaria, Anthozoa, Scleractinia, Pocilloporidae. Gene Ontology annotation, molecular function: ubiquitin protein ligase binding; metal ion binding; tumor necrosis factor receptor binding. The record is from RefSeq and is a predicted model, not a curated record. Gene Ontology annotation, cellular component: plasma membrane signaling receptor complex.
UAAACUUAUUAUCACGCUUUCUACUAUGAAAGUCUGAGAGUCCAUAACUUGCUUCCGCAGAAACUACUUUUUUUAAAUACGAGGAUUACACGAAAGCACUGAAGCCAAAUAUGUACUCCUGAGGUAUGAUCUCCAAACCAAGUUAUGAAAGCGCGAAUCAAUGAUACCUCUAUGUUGUUGUGGACAGAUCUUUUCAGAUAUUGCCUGUCAACGCACAAUUCUGAGUCUUACGGUGCAGUGUUCUAAUGCUGAAUGUCCAUGGACAGGAGAAUUGUGAGCUGCGGAGGUGUUUAUAAAGAUAGUACAGUAUUUGCAUGAAAACAGCUUGUGUUCCAUGCAUCUUUAACCCAUCACUUGAAAUUUGUUUGUGCAUUUUCACUCGUUUAUUUUGGAAUAAAUGUGUCCCCUCUCUCCCCUCCCACUCCUUUCAUUUCCCACAUUUUGAAGAUGUAUUGGACAAUCAAAUGAGAAAACUUAAUCUUAUUCUUCUGCUUUGCUUUUUUAUGGUUUCUUUUGAAUUCGACGGUAUCUUACUGAUCACGUUAUCAUGCUGGAAAUUUUCACCGAGUUCAUGUUGAUGCUCUCCAUGGUGGAGAAUCAUUCCUCUUUGCCAUUACAGUGUGAAGAUCCCUUUGAGGAAAGUUCUUCGUAAGAGAAAUGAAAGGUCUUAGAUUAAUACUUAAGAUUGUCUUAACUUUCUGGCUGAAACUCAUUAAAGACGAACUGAAGUCACAAGGAAUAAUUUUGAGACGUCAAUGAUUUGUUUCUUCAUGCAACAAACGAGUUUUUUUUCUGUCUGCUCACUUAAACGUAACUCUGUUUUAUCCUUUUUGUUUAGCUCGUGGCUCAUAUUCAUGAUGACUGUCCUUUAACUGAAAUUACGUGUGUAUACCAGAACUAAAGUGCAAAAAAGUGUUUCCAAGAAAUAGGGCCAAAUCUCACUUGGAAUCACGUAUGGAAAGCCACUUGAGCUUAGCUCUUUGCAGCCUUGAGAUCACUCAGAAUCAGGUUAAAGAUCAGUCGAAGGGGAUUGAGAGAUUGACAUCCACUUUGUACGAGCAGUCGCAGCAGUUGAAUGAUCAGUCACAGCAGAUAGACAGAUUGAUGGCCAAACAUUUAAAUCAGUCACAAAUGAUGGAGUGAUUGAUGUUAUCUCUAAAAGAUUAUUUAGAGCAAAUGGCAAGUUUAACGUCUACUGUACAGGGUCAGGCGCAACAGAUACAACGAUUGACGGUCCAAGUUCAACAUCAAGCAGAGAAGACAAAGGAAAUGAAUAAGGAGAGCAAGGGCCAGUCAGACAAGAUGGCAGCAACUAACGUCAGUGUUGACAAGCUUGACCGGAAGAAGUCCAAGGGUGAUACUAUGAAACAGGUCUUCAAGCCUGAAUCAAUCAAAGAUAUUGAAGUAGGUAUGAAGGUAUUGUUCAUGAAUUUGUAUAGGACAUUACGAGGAACAGUCAAGUACGUCGGAUCUGUGCCUUGGCAAAGUGGAGAUUGUCUCAGGGUAGAGUUAGAUCCAGAUCAAGAGUUUCCAUCCCAUGCAAACGACGGAACAAUCCGUGGAAAAAGAUACUUUACCUGUGCACCUGGUAGCGGCUGCUUUGUAUUUUUUAAAAGCGUUGUGGAGUGUUACACACGAUGAUUACAGUAAUAUGGCUCCUGUUUUCUUGGCUUCCCAUGUGAAAGAACAGGAAAAGUCAGAACAGUCUCUUUACCAUCUCGAAAUGUCCGUCCACUGCUUAAAGGACACUUUGUCGACAAGUCACAGUAACUACAACUUGGUCUACCAUCAGUUUGUAAAUUCAAUAGAAGCUGGCAUGCUUGCAUCAGGGCACAUAGAGUUUACGAAAGUAUUGUAUUAAAGUAGAUACUGUAGGUCCUUCACUUUCAGACGUUUGUUCAAAAAAAGUAUUAAGUGAACUUUCUAGCUAAUCGUAGCUCUUUAGUUUUCUUUGUCAUUCAAGUAUCAUGUGCGUAGAAUUUCUGAAACUACAAAAUAAAGGUUGAUAUUAUGUAUUAAACUAACUGCAAUAUAGAAAAGCCGCGAAGGCAUUAUAUCAGCGGUUAGCUGGGAGGAAAGAUGCACUUUUCUGAAAACCAAAUGUUUACCCGGCGCAAAAGGUUUAUGAACAGCUUAUGUUCAGAUGAACAACUCAAUGAUGUAACACUCUACUGAUGGAUACUCGUAAACAGUUAUUAUAAAUUUAAGGAAGAGAAAGUUCAGUAGCAAGGAUGUCGUAGCUAACUGCUUACAGCUUCAAGAUCUACAGCCUUCUAGAUAGUCAGAGGCAAACCUUCGGUAAC